CGGACGUUUAUUGCCGUCAAUGGCACUGAAAUAUGAUAACUUACUGUUAGUCACCAUACAUUGCUGGCAAAGAUAGAUUAUCACUAUUAUUUGGGAAACAAUCCAUCCUUGAGUUAUAUCAAGUCAAAUUUCGAAGUCAAAAGUAUGAAAAGGGUCAAAGUGACAGCAAGGCUCUGGUGUUUACAAUGCAUAAUGACACACAGUGUUACUCAGUGCUUACGCCCAACCCCGAAGCCACUGAACAAGGUCCUCUGGAUAGUUUACUCAUUGCCAUCAAAUACCUGCCCCUCAGAUGAGCCAUUUUGUCUAAUUCAUCCCAUAAAGGCUGACUGAAUGCUUGCGAUCGAUGUGAAGGAGCAGCUGUCCUUGUCAAAAAAAGAAAAAGGAAAAAAGAAGAGGGACCUCAUGUGGUGUGAGCAGGAAAACAAACUUCUCUGGAACUUUAAUGAGGGGCUUUGAGUGGAUUCUCUCCUGGGGUUAAACUCCAAACUACACACGCUUGGACAAGAGGAGAAAACGGAAAGUUCCAUCAUUAGCGAGUGUUCCAAUUGCAUGACUAAUGGGACUCAUCGAGAACCAGAACUCCACUCGGGGGAUCACCGGCCUUGUCGUCUCCCGUUGGGAGUCGGUUCCACCACUAUCAUCAUAUGAUAACAACGUUAUCAUCGUGCUGGGCGUGUUGACGUUUGCCCUACAGCUGUGUUUGGCUCUCCUUAUCAUGCGGCGCUGUAUGAAAAUGGACAACAAAGCGAGAGAAGCUGUGAAACCCCCGCAGAUUUUGGAGAAACUUCACAUCGAACCUUCAUCCUGCCAGCGAGAUGUUUUCAGACAGACUACUCAUCGGUGUUCUGACGCCUAUUUGUCCUAUGUAGCUACAGAUGGAUGCUAUACGACUGCAACAGCCAAAAAUGAUCUACUUGGACCAUCCAUACAUUGGGACCUUGUUCAGUACUAAUGACAAAAAGAAUCAAAGUUGGUCUCAAAUUUUAAUGGAAAGUACAGUAUUGUAUUUUACAAACUUUGUGAAACUAAAGUGUGUUUAUGUGAAGAAUCACAGACUGAAACAUUUUGUGUGUUUAGUUAUGUCCAAUAAUGUUCAAAUAUAUAAAUGUCUAGAGUCGAAUACUUUCUUGUAUACUGUAAACUAAGCAUUUACUGUACCUGUAUUAUACUACGAGCAUCAAAUAUGUUCACAGUUGUCGUGCAAUUACGCUAUUUUCAUGUUUAGAAAAGAUCAUGUCAAACCAUUUUUUGGUGAUUAUUACAGACGAUUUAUUUUUGUUUAAAAAUAUUUUUGAAUGAUGUUUUGUGUUUGUGCAUUAUUUUUUUUUACUCAAACGGAUGUAGUUUCAAAUAUUACCAGAAGGUGGUGAUAAAACGGGACUAUCAUUGAGUGUGGACAGUUUAGGGAGUAAAGAAGAAGAACGAUAUUUCAAAACAGUAAACAAAUGGAUAUUGAGGAGAUUUUCCGGAUCUAAAACGAGCUUUUUUUGGUGUAUUCGUGCUCAUUUCUGGGGCAGAGGUUUAGAGGUGGAGCAUUUCUGAAUGUUCAGCUGUACCAGGCGUCCUGUCUACUGAAUCGUUUGUCAUUACAGCGUACGAGUGGCUAACUCAACAAUAGCCAUUAGCAACUUUUCAAUAAGAAGAUGGAGUUGAGUCUUUUUCCAGCAAGUCACCAAGGUAAUUCACUACCUCUGGCUUCGCUCCGCUUAUUGGUGCCUCCUCUUCAACUCUCGUCAGCCUCCAUGUGGCAAAUCUUAAAGAAACAAGAUGUACUGAGCUACUGGGAAGUGGCUGACUUUGUUUCUUUGGUGGUGGAGAAUGUCCCAGCGCUGCUCGUGGAUAAGCACAGGAUGCAACUCAAUCUGGGUUUGAGAGCCAGGUAUAUUCUUGAAUUGUGCCAAAAUAAACAACCCUUGGAAUGUGACGUCAUCUCAUCUCUCCUGGACAAGAUUAAACAACAAAACACCGCUCUUGAAGACACCAAUGAACAAGAGGCAGCCAUCAUUCGAUUUUCUGAACUAAUUCAGUUUCUGCUCAGAGAUCCCGAAGCCAGACAACACUUCUUUGCUGAGGUCUUUCCUGCUCAGUACGGACAUGAGUAUGACAGUGAUUUGCAGUCGCUUUUUUGGGAGUUUGUAUGUCGACUAGCGCAGUUUUUUCCAGUUCCUGACCUCAAACAGACUGUUUGCUGGCUUGAAACGUCACAAUGGAAUGACUCUUUACAUUCACAAACUGAAGCAACUGAUCUGAAGGUUCUCCUCCAGCAUCACAAACACCUGAGACACUUAGAGCCACAUGUUCCAGCAUCGAAUAUGGGCGACAAAAUCAUCUCUACACUUUCAGUCUUUCCGGGAGAAGCUGAGGAGAAGCCUAACCAAUUGAGUUUAGGUGAUAGUCACAUACAUGAACCAGCAGUGGAUGAUGCCACUAUAGAGAUCAUUGCAGAAGUUGAAGUUGAACUAGAAGAAAACAAUGAAAUGAUGGAAGGAAAUGCCAGUGUUCUUUUGGAAGACGAUGGCAUAGUGGAGCAAACUGAAGAAACCUCUGCAUCUGUUCAACCUCGGAGCUCUUCGGGCCCUCACGACUGUCCUGACUGCGCCAAAAAAUUCAAGUUUGCGUCUUCGCUUACAGCCCACAGGGUGGUCCACACGGGUGAGCGUCCUCACCGCUGCGCCGACUGUGGCCGCCGCUUCUCUUUCAGGCAGGCCCUGGAGCGCCACCGGAACACGCACAAAAGCGGGGCUGGGUACGACUGCGUCAUCUGCGGGGAGACGUUUGAGUCCUCGUCGGCUCGCGCCGAGCACAAGCAAACGCACUCGGUGGACGGCGUGUACGCUUGCCCGCAAUGCGAGAGGAAAUUCACCAGGGAGCCGGCGCUUUCGAGGCACCUCAAAACUCACGCGGUGACAUCGGCACAAAGCGUGGGAGACGCCGCUGCAGAAGUGCGGAAAACCCCAGACCUUGAAUGUGUCAAUGUCCGCACAAGCAGGCGCAAACGCAAACCCACCAUGAAGGUCCAAGUCAUUCAUUUGCAGAAACGGAAAAAGGGCAAGAUAAAGCAGGAAGCUGUCGAGGAACAGCCGCCACCUUUAAACUGCUUGCCCUUAAGUUGUUCAGAGCAUUCAUAUGGAUCGGUCUCCAUUUCAACAAAAGAUGAUGAAAGCUGUGUGGCAGGUAGCAUUGAAUGCUCCAUCCACCAUACAGAGAAACAGCAGCACGCGGAGAACAUCUGCUCUGAUGACAAUCAGGUGACCCCGUGCGACGAAGAUGGUGGAUUCACCUGUGGUGACUGCGGCAAGAGCUUCAAAUUCUUGUCCUUAUUCAAAUCCCACCGUCGAAUCCAUACAGGCGAGCAGCCUUUCCUCUGUUCUCCGUGCGGUCGCCGUUUCUCCUUCAAGCAGUCUCUGGAGAGACACAGGCAGACGCACAAGCCCGGGCGCACGUACGAUUGCGUCAUCUGCGGGGAAUUGUGCGAGACCCUCGUGGCUCUUAGGUCACACGUGAGGGCCCACACGGUGAACGGCGAGUUCGCUUGCUCAGAGUGCGGUCGCAAGUUCGCCUGGAAGUCGGCGCUGGUCAGGCACCUCAAAACGCACGAACCGGCGGAACGUUUGUUGAAGUGCCCUCAGUGCGAGCUGACUUUCAGCUGCGCCAGCUACCUCAGCAGGCACCUGCAGACGCAUAGGGAGGAGCGAGCGUACGCCUGCAGCUGCGGUAAGAGUUUCACCUACAGGGCGGCGCUGAAGGCGCACCAGCGCAUCCAUCAAAAGGACAGACCGCACGUUUGCGCGCAGUGCGGCAAGGGAUUCCUCUACAAGGGCGGCCUGCAAAACCACAUGAAGAUCCAUUCGUCGGAGAUGCCCUUCAUGUGCUCCUUCUGCGGGAAGUGCUUCAAAAGGGAGCGGAACAUGAAGAAGCACGAGCGCUGCCACACGAGAGAGAACGUCUACAGCUGCUCGCAGUGCGAGAAAAGCUUCGUGUACAAAGCCACGCUGAUCCGACACGAGCUGACGCACUCGGGCGAGCGGCCGUACCUCUGCUCCACUUGCGGGAAGGGCUUCUUCUCCCACGCCGAACUGCUUAAACACGAGCGCUUCCACACGGGCCACAAGCCUUUCCAAUGCCCGCACUGCGAUAAGAAGUUCACCCAAUCAUGUUACCUCACUAUCCACCUGCGCUACCAUUCGGGCGUGCGGCCUUACUCCUGCGCCCAGUGCGACAAGAGCUUCCUCAGCGCCAGUCGUCUGAAAAGACACACCAGAACGCACACUGGAGAGAAGCCCUUCCGUUGCGGCGAUUGCGGAAAAGGAUUUCGGCAGUCCUAUCACCUCAAAGUGCAUCAACGGACACACAAAAUAACAUGAAGGUGAACCUGUACUCUGGAGUUGUAUAGGUAAUGAAUUGUCUACUAUCAUAAUGUUUGUUGCAGCCCUAUUAAAUAAUGAUCACACGUUGUCUCUAGAAACCAGAUUUUUAUUAGUGUGAUACCAGAGUACAUCACUUUUUUGGAUGAAAAACAAUGCUUAGUGUUGCAUAUUUUCAGCUCAAGCAAAACUUAACACUUGCUCUACCAGUGAAUCUGACUCAAAAAGAAGCUAUACGACAAUAUGCAGUGUAAUAGGGCAGUGGUCGCUCCCCAUAGCUUUGGUGCGAAUCUUGCUAUCGCACAAAGCGGGCACCAGGGAGGAUGAGAGCACAAAAUAAUCCAGCCUCCAGCCCACGUUCUUAGACCUGGAAUUCAUCAUGUAGGUCCAGAAGGUGUAGGCGUUGGCCUGCUCGGGGUAAAGCUCACGGAAGCUGUCGACGAAACCGGCCUCCAGUAGCUGGCCGAAGCCCUCGCGCUCCUCCGGUGUAAAGCCGGCGUUCUUCUUGUUCCCCUUGGGGUUUUUCAGGUCGAUCUCUUGGUGGGCCACAUUGAGGUCGCCGCACAGCACCACGGGCUUCUGUACAUCCAGCUCGCUCAAGUAGGAGCGGAAGUCUACGUCCCAGGUUUUGCGGUAGUCUAAGCGGACGAGACCUUUGCUGGCAUUGGGGACGUAGGCUGUCACCAGGUAGAAAGUGGGGAACUCUGCGGUAAUGACGCGGCCUUCCUUAUCGUGUUCUUCUUUACCUAAAUCAUUAUGAAAAAUCCCAUCUUUAAAAAAAAUUUCUCCAAAAGCAGCAGGAAGAGUUCAGCACUCACCGAUGCCGUACGUCACUUUGACCGGUUCCGUUUUGCAGAGCAUGGCCACGCCGCUGUAGCCUUCCUUUUCUUCCGACCCGCACCAGUACUUGUGCGGGUACUCGGGCAUGGAUGUGAUGGCGGCAGGCAGGCUUUUCUCCGCGCACUUGGUCUCCUGCAGGCACAGGAUGUCUGGAUUCUCCUCACGCACCCACUGGAGGAGACAAAGUGUCAAAUAAGGGGAGAGGGGGGCUAAAAUCAUAGUUUUGGUUGUGCUUCCACUCACAUCCAGGCCAUUCUUCUUCACCCAGGCUCUCAGUCCGUCGACGUUCCAAGAAGUGAUCUUCAUGUUGGCAUCACGUCCAUCUUUGCUGGUCAUUUUAUCAGGGGGAUCUUCGUACAAAAUAGGGGCUUCUGGUUCUUUAGUCUUCUUUGCUUUCUUGGGAGUACUUUCUGUCAUUUAACAACAGCAAGUAUUAGUAUUAGAGAUGCCGAUCGAUCGGGUCCGAUCACGUCAUUUCAAAGUAUCAGAAUCGGCAAAAAAAUAUCGGCCAUCCCUUUUUUAUAAUUAAAUCGUUUUCUAAUUGUAUUUAACGUUACAGACAUAAUAUGUUACACUCAUCCCGAGUCUUUAGUUUAGGCUUAAGGUAGGGGUAUCAAAUUUAUCCCGAUCACGGCGGUAAUUUUUUCAAAAAUGUAUCACGUUAAAACAUUUAAUGCAAUUAAUGCAUGGGCUGCACGACCCACUCACGCAUUGUCGCGCACAAUCUUUAAUGGGGCCGUUUUACCUUUACACAGGCCAUUUGGGGGUCCUAAGCAAAAUAAUGCAAAGGGGCCCAUAUUUUUGGCCCACCAUUUCGUCACAGUGUACUGUGAAACCUGUACAUGCAAUCCAACCCAUACGUCCAUAUUUUGUAUAUUAAUCAGAUUUUGUUGCACUGCAUACUUCAAACCUCUCACCCCAAAUGAUUGUCAGAACUUACAGUAGAUAGCGCCAAACCUUUUUCUAAAAGAGGAAAGAAAGAAAUUAAGGAAAAGCUUUUAUUUUUUAAGCUUGCAAUCAAGUAUCAAAACUCAAAAAAGUAAAUAAAGCAAACUGUAGUAAAAAAAAAAAAAUAAGACUAAACAAUUGCCAGACUGGGGGCCCCCUAGUGGUCAGGGGCCCUAAGCAGCUGCAUAGUCUGCGUAUAGGCUGGGCCGGCCCUGCCUUUAUAGAGAGUUAAAAGGCAGCGUAAAAUGAGUAGAGUGAAUUUUGGCAGCCUUAGGAGCCUUUUUUAAUUGGCUAAAGCCUUACAAUCCCUCUCCCUACGAUUAUAAAUAUCGUGGGAAGCAAUGUGGAGAAGCAAGGUCGCGAUUGAUCUGUUUCUUAACACCUUAUGUUAUUUCGCAACGCAGAGAAGAUAUAUCAAUUGGUAUCACUACACACAGUCAUGGUUGCUAAAGGCGUGUCACAUCCACCCAUCAUGCAUUUGGGCAUGGCCACAGUAUCAUUUACUGAAAGCUCAACAAAUACACUAGAUGGCAAUAUUUAGUCACAAUAUACAAAGUCACAAGUCUUUCUAUCCGUGGAUCCCUCUCACAGAAAGAAUGUUAAUAAUGUAAAUGCCAUCUUGAGGAUUUAUUGUCAUAAUAAACAAAUACAGUACUUAUGUACUGUAUGUUGAAUGUAUAUAUUCGUCCGAGUUGUAUUCAUU
Molecule: messenger RNA, 6858 nt
Organism: Corythoichthys intestinalis (scribbled pipefish)
Lineage: Eukaryota; Metazoa; Chordata; Actinopteri; Syngnathiformes; Syngnathidae
Product: zinc finger protein 93-like
Exons: 12
Coding region: 1647-4367 (906 amino acids)
Biological process (GO): regulation of transcription by RNA polymerase II
Cellular component (GO): chromatin; transcription regulator complex; PcG protein complex
Molecular function (GO): DNA-binding transcription factor activity, RNA polymerase II-specific; RNA polymerase II cis-regulatory region sequence-specific DNA binding
Source: RefSeq, a predicted model, not a curated record